Molecule: messenger RNA, 1111 nt
Organism: Papaver somniferum (opium poppy)
Lineage: Eukaryota; Viridiplantae; Streptophyta; Magnoliopsida; Ranunculales; Papaveraceae
Product: cytosolic sulfotransferase 5-like
Exons: 1
Coding region: 1-1059 (352 amino acids)
Biological process (GO): sulfation
Cellular component (GO): cytoplasm
Molecular function (GO): sulfotransferase activity
Source: RefSeq, a predicted model, not a curated record
AUGGCUACUUCUGAAACCAACAAAGAUACUAACUGUAGUAGCCACGAUGGUGCAAGUACUCUUGAUUUUCCCAAGGGUAGUGGACGUCCUAGUUUAGGAAGUGAUGUUAUGUAUCAAUAUCAAGGUUUCUGGAGCUUUGCUAAAGCAAUUCAAGACGUAAAGAAUGCGCAACAGAACUUCAAAGCUUCAGAUACAGAUGUGGUUAUUUCCACACUGCCCAAAUCAGGCACCCUUUGGUUGAAAGCACUCACCUUCGCCAUCGUCAACCGUUUCCGUUACCCUUGUUCUCCUGCUUCAAACAAUUAUCAUCGUCAUCCCGUGCUUACCGUUUCACCUCAUGAUCUAGUUCCUUUCUUCGACUGGCGUCCAACUCCGGCCGAUGAUAGUCCUCCUGGUGAUGUCACUAUGCAUGAUUCUGCACGUAGACUUAUAGGCACCCAUGUCCCUUACCCUUCUUUGCCAGAAUCUAUUAAAACUAUUACAAACUGCAAGAUUGUAUAUAUGUGCAGAAACCCACGAGACAACUUAAUCUCUGCAUGGCAGUUUGCGAACAAACGGAGGGCAGCACUGCCACCAAGCAAUGAUAAUCUUCCGCCAUUGUCACUUGAAGAAGCAUUCGAGUUAUUCUGCGAUGGGAUAUCAAUAUUCGGACCGUUUUGGGAUCAUGUGCUUGGGUACUGGAAAGAGAGCUUAGAGAAGCCUCAUAAAGUACUGUUCAUGAAAUACGAAGAUUUGAAGAACGAACCGAACACUCAUUUGAAGAGACUUGCAGAAUUCAUGGGUUGCGGUUUCACUUCAGAAGAAGAGAGACAAGGAGUGAUUGAAGAUAUAUCAAGGUUAUGUAGUUUUGAGACCAUGACGAGUUUGGAAAUGAAUAAGACCGGAUCUUGGAAAAAUCAUAUCGAGAAUAAAAUCUUUUUUAGGAAAGGUGAGAAUGAUGAUUGGAAGAAUUACUUGACUCCAGAGAUGAUAAAUCGACUUGAUUAUCUCAUGGAAGAGAAGUUGCAAGGUUCAGGUUUAGUGUUCCGGUAUAAUCAUCCUCCAAGUGUCGCAAAUUAGAUUAAGAAGGGUCUGCUUUGACGCGUAAGUUAGGAUUUUCCCCAAGCCAAUU